AUGGGAGUCUCAAGGUUCAGGAAAUUUGCCUCACAAACUAUUAUCAAUCCAAAACAAAAGGCAAGUGCCAUUACAUUGAGGAAUGACAAAGAGUUGCUAGAACCCAGUAAGAGAAUUUCUGAGCAGGCCAUUGAGGAGGCUAUUGAGAAAGAAGAAGUGGAACCCAAACCUAAAGAUAGGCCACAACAAAAUUCCCAAGAUGACCCGCCAGUAGUGGUAAUACCUCCUCUUCCAUUUUUUAGUCGAUUUGCUAAAUCAAAGAAAGAGGAGCAGGAGCAAGAGAUUCUAGAAACUUUUCGCAAGGUUGAGGUAAAUAUUCCCCUUUUAGAUGCAAUUAAGCAAAUCCCUAGAUAUGCAAAGUUUCUUAAAGAAUUAUGCACUACUAAGAAAAAAUUGAAGGGAAAUGAAAAAGUUCAUCUGGGGGAGAAUAUCUCAGUAGUGCUUCAGAGAAAGUUACCUCCAAAAUGUAAGGACCCAGGUAUGUUUACUGUUCCUUGCAACAUUGGAAAUAUUAGGAUUGAGAAAGCAAUGUUGGAUUUGGGUGCUUCCAUAAAUGUUAUGCCUUGUUCUAUUUAUAACAUGCUGAAUCUCGGGCCUUUAAAAGAGACAGGUAUAAUAAUUCAACUUAUUGAUAGGUCAAAUGCUUAUCCUGAUGGGGUUUUGGAAGACAUAUUGGUUCAAGUAGACAAAUUGGUUUUUCCUGCAGACUUUUAUGUGCUUGACAUGGAGGAAGAUAAUUCUGCUAAUUCACCCCCAAUUUUAUUAGGAAGACCAUUUUUGAGAACUUCUAGGACCAAAAUUGAUGUCUAUUCUGGAACACUGACUAUGGAGUUUGAUGGCGAUAUUAUAAAAUUUAAUAUUUAUGACGCCGUGAAAUAUCCUAAUGAAUCUCAUUCAGUCUUUGUUAUAGAUGUAAUUAACUCUUUGAUGUAG
Coffea arabica (coffee) is the source of this 933-nucleotide messenger RNA. RefSeq lists its product as uncharacterized. The record is from RefSeq and is a predicted model, not a curated record. NCBI's taxonomy places the organism in Eukaryota, Viridiplantae, Streptophyta, Magnoliopsida, Gentianales, Rubiaceae.